AAGGUCCACAUUAGCUCAGUAGGAAUGCGGUAGGCGGGGCUGCUAGGCUAGUGUCAAACUUUGGGAAUGACAGGAGUGCUGCAGGAUUCGCAAAGAAGGGGAAGUGUCGCCCUUGUUGGUCCUGUUUGGAUUACUUUGACUUCUUUUUACGCGCAGCCCUUGGAUUCACCACCUUUCUGCAGAUAGUUCGGCCCCAGCAGACUCCACAGCCAUGUCGGAGGACCUGAGCUCCCAACCCUGGUCCAUCAACAAAGAUGAUUAUGAGCUACACGAGGUGAUUGGGAGUGGGGCCACAGCAGUGGUUCAAGCAGCCUACUGUAUACCUCGCAAGGAGAAGGUGGCCAUCAAACGCAUCAACCUUGAGAAGUGCCAGACCAGUAUGGACGAACUCUUGAAAGAGAUUCAGGCCAUGAGCCAGUGCCACCACCCCAACAUCGUGUCUUACUACACCUCCUUUGUGGUAAAGGAUGAGCUGUGGCUGGUUAUGAAGCUGCUCAGUGGUGGCUCAGUGCUGGAUGUGAUCAAGCAUAUCAUCUCGCGAGGCGAGCACAAGACGGGCGUCCUGGACGAGGCCAGCAUAGCCACCGUGUUGAAAGACGUGCUCGAGGGCCUGGAGUACCUACACAAGAAUGGACAGAUCCACAGGUAGCGAGACUUGUUCCCCUCCACACUGGUACCAUAAUAAAACUGACACAGGACCUUUUAUCACUGCUAAACACACAGGCUUUAUUAGACUUCACCUUAACGAUUUAUAGAGCAGAAGUACUUCUAAGU
Stegastes partitus (bicolor damselfish) is the source of this 774-nucleotide messenger RNA. It is a transcript of the gene oxsr1b, whose product is annotated as oxidative stress responsive kinase 1b. Gene Ontology annotation, biological process: positive regulation of T cell chemotaxis; intracellular signal transduction; negative regulation of potassium ion transmembrane transporter activity. Gene Ontology annotation, cellular component: cytosol; cytoplasm. The transcript has 4 exons. NCBI's taxonomy places the organism in Eukaryota, Metazoa, Chordata, Actinopteri, Pomacentridae. The record is from RefSeq and is a predicted model, not a curated record. Gene Ontology annotation, molecular function: protein serine/threonine kinase activity; ATP binding. The coding region runs from base 212 to 649 and encodes 145 amino acids.